Messenger RNA from Dicentrarchus labrax (European seabass), 4929 nucleotides. RefSeq names its product macrophage mannose receptor 1-like. The coding region runs from base 89 to 4426 and encodes 1445 amino acids. Lineage: Eukaryota; Metazoa; Chordata; Actinopteri; Moronidae. The record is from RefSeq and is a predicted model, not a curated record. The transcript is spliced from 32 exons.
AGCCCUUCUUCCGACAAUCAUUCACACAACUCUUAAAUCCUCUGUGAGAAAUGCAUUGAUAACAUCCCGUAAGAUAUCUCAGUCAACGAUGAAGAGAACUUGUACAGCCUUUGUGUUCCUCCUCCUCCAAACAUUGCUGUGUUUGGCUUCUUCAAAUGUUUCACCGUUUCAACUGACUAACAAGGCCACUGGUUUUUGUUUGCGCAAAACAUAUAACUACUGCAGUCCCAUAGUCUGGACAACUGGUGAUCGACUUCUGUUUCUACAAAACACAAAGUGCCUCGGAGUCCAGGGGAAAAGCGUGGGAAGUGAAGUAAGCCUCUAUGAUUGUGAUGAAAACAGUGAACUCCAAAAGUGGGAAUGCAGGAAUGAGACACUGCUCGCUCUCAAAGGCCAAGAGCUUUACAUUGAGCUCACUGCAGAUAACACAGCGGCCCUCUCCAGAACAACCGGACCCAAUAACCACCUAACAAUUUUAGGGUCGUCCAGCGGUGCAUGCUCGAGAACAUACAGAGAAUAUUACACCAUCGCAGGAAAUGCGAAUGGACGGACCUGUAUGUUUCCCUUCAAGUACAAAGACAUAUGGUUCAACGAGUGCACGACAUUUGAAUCCCCAGAAAGAAGUUGGUGUGCUGUUGAAACACAAUUUCAAAGAGAACUCUGGGGUUUCUGCCCAAGUAACUCCAAAAAAUACUGGCAAAAACACCCCAUAUCAGGAGCAUAUUACCAGUUCAACACACACUCCGCUCUGACUUGGUCCCAGGCUGAAACCAGCUGCAAACAGCAGGGUGCAUCCCUGCUCAGUAUCACAGAUCCUAACCAACAGGCUCACGUCACAGUACUGCUAAGAAGCAGGGGACAGGGGAACAAGCUUUGGACUGGGCUGAUCCAGGAUACAGAACAUGGCUGGCACUGGUCUAAUGGGAAGCCUUAUCGCUAUCUCAACUGGGACAAUGGACAUCCAUCUCCCGAUCUAGGACACAACUGUGCAAUUGUUGAUAGUGCUGUAGAUUACUCCUGGCAAAGUUCAACAUGCACAAAGAGGUUAGGGUACAUCUGCUACAGUGAAGGAGCUGUCGCUCCUCCAACUCAAGCUGUUGAGACAGGAUUUUGUUCAAGUCCUUGGAUUCCCUUCAAUGGCCACUGCUUCCUCCUCAAUCGGACUCGGAAAACAUGGCUUGAGGCUCAGAAAGUGUGCCGCAGAGAAGGAGGGGACCUAGUGAGCAUCCACAACUUGGAAGACCAAAGCUUUGUAAUCUCUCAACUUGGCUAUGCAUCCACUGAUGAGCUUUGGAUUGGACUGAAUGACAGAAAGACAGAGAAGCUGUUUGACUGGGCUGACCACUCUACUGUCAGCUUCACCAGCUGGGAAUUUGGGAGACCUUCUGUCUUCCCUGACCAAGGAGACUGUGUUCUUAUGAGGGGAGAGAAUGGAAACUGGGCUGAGCGUGCGUGUGACCAGACACAUGGCUUCAUUUGUAUGAUGACGAGUGCCUCUGAACCCACUGGCGAAGAGGUGGAGCAGAAUGCGGGCUGCAACAAUGGUUGGAAAAGGCAUGGUUCCUACUGCUACUUUGUAGGGACAGAGACAAAGACGUUUGAUGAAGCCAAAGCUGUCUGCGAGAGCUCAAGUUCCUACUUAGCUGAUGUUUCAAAUGGGGUGGAUAAUGCAUUCCUUGUGAGCUUGGUGGGGUUGAGAUCAGAAAAAUACUUCUGGCUAGGCCUCUCAAACCAGCAAAACACUGAUGAGUUUGUGUGGACCAACACAGACUCGGUGAGAUUUACCCACUGGAACACUGGAAUGCCAGGUCACCAGAAGGGCUGCGUUGCCAUGACAACUGGGAUUUUUGCUGGCCUCUGGGACGUGCUGCCCUGCACCAAUAAGGAGAAAUACAUCUGCAAACACCUGGCACAGGGGGCAGGGACAACCCCAGCACCAGUGACUGUUUCCCCUCCCAGAUGUGCAGAUGGCUGGACUCGGGUGAUAUCACGAAACUAUUGCUAUAAGUUGUAUUUAGAGUCAGAGCAGAAGAAGACCUGGUAUGAGGCCAGAGAUUACUGCAGAGCCAUCGGAGGAGACCUGCUCAGCAUCCACAGCACUGUCGAGCUACAAGUGGGAGAAAGAUUAGGGUAUGGAAGCAUCUGGAUUGGACUUAGUGCUCCUGAUCCUGUCACUGGUUACGUUUGGAGCGAUGGAUCCCCAGUAAACUACCAACACUGGGAGGAUGGAGAGCCAGACAUUAGAAAUAAUGUGGAUUCUUGUGCUCAAAUGCAAAUUAAAUACUGGGAUUACAGAAAUUUUUGGAGGAAUGAGCGGUGUGCUAAGUACAAUGGAUGGCUGUGCCAGAUCCGUACAGGAGUGACUCCAAAGCCACCCCCACCCCCCGUUACUCCUGAUUACAAUGAGACCUCAGAUGGGUGGCUAGUAUGGAAUGAGAAUCAGUAUUAUAUUAACAAAGAGGGGAUGGCCAUGGAAGAUGCUCGUCUCUUCUGCCAAAAGAGGCAUGGUGACUUGGUAACUAUCAACAGUAAAGCUGAAAGUGACUUUUUGUGGAAACGGAUACAGAUGUCAGAAAGUUAUGGGUCUUACUGGAUAGGCGUGACAGUAGACUUGGAUGGAACAUUUGAGUGGAUGGAUGGUUCUCAAGUGGUGUUUCAAUUUUGGGAUCAAGGUCAGCCUGAUUUUAAGAAUUAUGAUGAGAACUGUGCAGUCAUGACGCAUAAUGGUUUCUGGCACGAUUAUAAUUGUGGGUAUGAGCACUGGUCCAUUUGUAAACGCCGUAGCUCACCACCUGCCAACACCACUGUGGCACCCACAGUAGCUCCUCAGGGUGGCUGCCCACGCCCCUGGAAAAAAAUGUAUUCUAAGUGUUACAACAUCAUUACCAACCAGAAAGUAACAUGGGAUGAAGGGAGGAAACAAUGCCAAGACAUGGGUGGAAAUCUGGUCUCCAUUCCCUCAAGAUCUGUGGAAGUGUUUUUGACGACGCAAAUGGCUCACACACCUACUUCAGACCUUUGGAUUGGUUUCCGCAAAUUAAAAGGUCUUGAAUAUUAUUGGACUGAUGGGCAACCGAAACGAUAUGUCAACUUGGGUCUUGCAGACAUUCAUAGACUAAUAUUGCAUCGAGGAGACGUUAAUUGGCAUGCAGAAGUACAAAGAUAUUUCCAAUGGCUCCAUGAUGGACCAGAGAUAAAUUGUGCUGUGAUCAAUACCAGUCCUUCCUUUGGUAUUGGGAAAUGGAUACAAAAGUCCUGCAAUGAUACCAAUGGCUUCAUCUGUCAUCGAAAUGUUGACCCUCAUCUCCCAGACUCCCCUGAACCAACAACUACUGACUAUGUCAAAAUAUUAAAUGACUCGGUGAAGGUUGUUACUCAACAAAUGACCUGGGAUGAAGCCAAGAAGCACUGUGAACAUGAUGGCGCUAAACUCACUAACAUACGAAAUGAGUGGUUACAGGUCUAUGUUGAGCUGCUGGCCUUGAAUCUCAAUGCUCCCAUGUGGAUUGGACUGAACAAAGGGCAGACCGAUGGGUAUUUCAGAUAUAUCGACGGCUGGCACAUGACAUUUUCUCGAUGGGAUAACAAUGAACCAAUGAGGGAGAGACCUUGUGUCUACGUAGAUGUGGAUGGAAAAUGGAAGACCGCAUACUGUAACCAGACCAUGAACAGUGUUUGCAUGAAGUCUACCGACAUGCCACCAAGAGAGUUAACCGAUUACCCGGGAGUUUGCCCUGAAGACCCAGAUACAUUUGGGACAGGCAAGAAAUACUUCUGGCUACCAUUUAAAGGUUACUGUUACAUAUUUUUCACAGAAGUAAAAGAGUGGGCACCUGCAUCUGCUAGCUGUUCAAGACAUGGUGGAUCACUAGUCAGCAUUGAAGAUCCCUCUGAGCAAGAAUUCAUUCAAAACAAUGCAAGAGACUUUCAAGACAGCCACACCUCCUUCUGGACUGGCCUGUAUAAAACUCACAAAGGGGAGUGGUUGUGGGUAGACAGAACAGUCAUGGACUACACAAACUGGGGUGAAGGACAACCUAAUGAACAUUCCCACGCAGUGAUUAGCACUUUAAAUGGGACAUGGAAGGGCGACCAUGAACGGAAUGGAAGAGCGUACAUCUGCAAAACACCCAAAGUAUUACCACCAACGCCAUUACCAACAAAACCACCUGUACUCUUCAUUCAUCACCGUGGCCACAUCCCUUUGGUAGUUGUGGGGGUCAUUACUGUGAUUGCCAUUGGUGCGGUCAUCGCCUUGUUCAUCUUUAAGAAGAAGGGUCAUCGCUUACCUGUCCUUGACAAGUUAACCACCUUUGACAACCCGCUCUUCUUCAAUAACGAGCAGUUGGAACCUGGUGUGAUUGACACCAACAAACUGGUAGAGAAUGCAGAGGAAGAAAACCCCGAGCCUCUUUUAACUGUGUAAAAAUUAAAAUGCUGUGUAUUUCAAUAUUAGCUGUGUGAAACCAAGAGUUGUAAUGUCUAAUAUAUGUGAACAAAAUAAUAGCAGAUGAUAAAUAUAACAGAUGAUUAGCAAUACUGCAUUUCAUCCUUCUUGAAGUUACAUGAGCUUUAUCCAUUCUUCUGAUGGCUUCUAGUGUAUGCCUUAAUAUAAGUUUAGAAUAAUUUUAUAGAGAAAGAGCAAACAGUUUUAGUUAAUUAUGUUUUCCCUCCAGUAUCUUUCAAUUUUGAAUGGCUCGGAAGACCUCUGGUUUUAAACAAAUUUAGCCUGGUUUGUAGAUGGUAAUAUUUAGGUAUUAAAGGUAUUUUUCUUAUUGUCAACAUAUCCCAUGAAAAGAUCCAAACCAACAAUGGCUGAACUCUUAGUACUUUCCAACGUCCCUACCAUGUCUGUGGCACUCAGCGCCACGCCCAUUUGUUUUCUACUGAUGACAGGAUUAAAAAAAAAAAAAACAGUUCACAAAUAAA